Messenger RNA from Achroia grisella, 2242 nucleotides. Its product is annotated as zinc finger protein 687b-like. The transcript has 3 exons. Lineage: Eukaryota; Metazoa; Arthropoda; Insecta; Lepidoptera; Pyralidae. The record is from RefSeq and is a predicted model, not a curated record. The coding region runs from base 109 to 2046 and encodes 645 amino acids.
UUCAUUGCUGUCAAAGUGCGUGAAUAACUCGUGCUAAUAUUUUUAUAUUAAUACGAUCAAAAGUGGACGAUUAUGUAGUUAUUAUUGCACUUAUAAAUAAAACUCAACAUGGCGGAUGAAACAAUUGAUGAGCAAUAUAGCAUUAAAAAUCUUUUAUUUUACCGAGCUACCCCACAUUACGCGAUACCUGUACCAACAAGCGGCUAUAAAACUUUUGCGUGCAAUGACUGUGGUGAUAGAUUUGUCUUUGAAUCAAGUUAUGAACAACACGUAUCGCGCAAAUCAGUCAAAAUAACAUAUACUUGUCGUCAAUGCAACAACGUGAUGAUUUUUUUCAACAGAUGUAAUUUACUCGCACACAUAAGAUCACACACAUUCAAGACUGCAACAAUUAAUGUUAGUGAUUUGAUAUUAGAGCCUCUACCCCAAAUUUAUUUUCGGAUUGAUUCUACCAAUGUUUCGAAUCAGGGUAAUUCUCAACAACCUUCACAAUCUGAUAAAGCAAAGAAAAAAAUCAACCAUUCGUGUUUUGAAUGCAAAACUGAUAUUACUGUCACAGGAGUAAUGUAUAAAGACAGAGGGAAACAUUAUAUGCAGUUCACAAAUGAAGUUUAUACGUGUCCUGUAUGUUUAUUUGCAAUGCCUACAAUAUGUGGUUUAAAAGCACAUCUUCGUAUACACUUGAAAUCGCCACCAUAUUAUUGUCCCGAAUGUGGUAUCAGUUUAUCAAAUAAAGCCAUACACUAUCCAUAUAAUCAUGACUGCGAUGGUUUCAAAAUGAUGAGAGCUACUGCUAGAUACAAAUGUCUCAUAGCGGGUUGUAAUUUAUUUCAUCCCAACGCUUUCAAAGAGCACAUGAAAAAAGACCAUCUUAAAAAAGUAUACAAGUGUCAGUUUUGUGUUGUAGCGUGCUUUAAUGAGCAGACUAUACGUAAACAUUUAAAAACACAUGCUUUGGAAUGUAAAGCCUUAAUAUUCUAUCAAUGUGAAAUGUGUCCUGGUAGACUAGUGCUGCACAAUCAAAUGGAUAAUCACUUGAAGACUCACGUCAAUACCACUAUAUACCCAUGUUGGGGAUGCGGCGAUAAGUUUAAAGAUGUCUCGCAUUUGCUCCAGCACCAUCUGAAUAAUCAUAAUCCAACUGGAAAAGUUAGAAAUGUAUAUUUGUCUUUUGUCCACCAUAAAACCGGAGAUAAAGCAGAACAAAACAAAAUAUUCCGCGUGGUAAAAAAAUGUUCAAGAUGUCAAAGAAGUUUCACAUACAAAUGUAAAUAUAAAGAAAUACCAGUUCUUUCAAACGAAUGUCCAUACAAAUGUUCUUUAGGGAUCACAAAUUCCGAAAGUAUUGCUAAGCUAAAUGAAAACAUAGGAACUGAGAUAAAGUGUCAUAUGUGUGAAAAUAAAAUUUCUGAAAAUUGGGCAGAGAUAAAAAAACAUUAUGCCUUUAAUCACAAAGAACACAAAUGUGUCGACAUUAAAAUAGUUUUGGAGCGCACUGAUGUAGAAAAACUAUUUAAAAAGAAGAAGCAAAUUAAAGAACACCCAAUGAAAAAGAAGCGACCUAAAAGAACAAAGAUAAUGAUAAUCACAAACAAUAAAAUCUCUAACGACACACCGUCAAAUACUACUGUCGAUAUAAUUGUAUCCAAGGAUAAUACUGUUUACUCCUGCAGUAAGUGUGAUUAUAUAUCUAAAACUAAAGCAUUGUUUGAAACUCAUAUGGUGAGUCAUAGAGACCCAUGUAUGGCAUAUCAGUGUAUGGAGUGUGGACAAAGUUUUGUCGUGAAACCAUCGUUUUCCACUCACUUGCUAGUAGAACAUGGCAUUGCUAAUGCAGAUGAAUACAUAACACAUAAACAAUGCUAUAACGAAAAUGCAUUAAUCAAAUAUCAAGACAAUACUGAUCUCGUGAAACCAUUAAAUGAUAAUCAAUGUAGAAUUUGCAGAGAUCAGUUUGAUAAUCUUGAUGACUUAGAAAAACACUUUAGAGUGCAUGGCAUGGCAUUUCUUUUGAAAAAUACUACUAAAAAUAAUACCAAUAUCUAACGUUACAGAUAACCUCAUGUUAAUAUACUUCCUAUUAUUAAAAUUGUUGUUAUAUACAAAGAACAAAUAAAGAUAGAAAUAGUAACCGAAUGCCAUAACUGCGUUAAACUCGUACCUCGAUCUGCGUGUUAGUUCGCGCGGGUUACUCAUAUUCUGUACUGCAUUUGAGCAAAGUCACAUUAAUUUAAUUAAAACA